Protopolystoma xenopodis is the source of this 595-nucleotide messenger RNA. The record is from the annotation of a GenBank genome assembly. NCBI's taxonomy places the organism in Eukaryota, Metazoa, Platyhelminthes, Monogenea, Polystomatidea, Polystomatidae.
GCAAAACCUCGUCUCAUUACUUACUCGGGUAAUCGACUUGUCUUUCGAGUUGCAUUCGAAUUCCGGGGGAACUCAAAGAGAAGAUGACACUGUCCACAGGGCUUCUUCCUUCUCUUUGCAAUCUCUUAAUUUGGUGCGCAGUUGGCUGCUACUGCCUGCCCAAUUCACCCACAGAGUCUCGGUCUCAACACGCUUGCUAUGCUGCCACCUCUGCUUUGUCAAAUCUCUUAACCUGCCGACUCUGAUAACCGAAGUCAAAGAUGAUAGUUAUUCAGAUGAUGGUGACACUAACAUGAAUUUGGCCUCAGCCCUCCAACCGAUCCCUUUCUGCUUAGUAUGGACCUCGGAGUCAGCCAAAGCCAGUCCAAUGCUACGACAAGCUGAUCUUAUAUCUGCUUUGAUCGACGUGCUAACUUUUUUCUUGCCAACAGUCGAGUCGCUGUCACUCACUAGUCCUGUUAAAUCACAUUCCCUAAAAACGGAUGAUGAAGAAAAGCUGCUGAAUAGGUUGAUUAAUGUCCAGGUCACUGAUCCCGAUGAAGAAGUGAUGAGGAAACAUGCUCCUGGUAGUGAACUUAGCUCUGAGAAAGACGAA